AUGUUUGAGGCACGAGCACCCUCGCAAUGCCCAGGUGACAUUCGCCUGAGACACUUCGCGCGCACCCACAGAGGAGGCCUGACCUUCGACCAAGUCUGGGUCGAGGCAAUGCAUCGACAGUGCAUCGACAGUUCAAGCACCCCAGAGCUGGAUUCACGAUUCAUCUUGCAGGGAUUCUUAGGAAAGCUUGGCUGCAGUGCUCCCCAAACCAGCCUGCUCAAGGUGCCUUUUCCCGGGUCGGUCGAACCAUGGGCGUCCUGGCUCAGAAUAGCUUCAGGCACCUUCACCCCUCAACAACUCGCGGAGAACAUACAAAGAGCACUAGGAUCCUCAGAAGAAGGAAGGGCCAUGAAGUAG
Messenger RNA from Symbiodinium natans, 357 nucleotides. The record is from the annotation of a GenBank genome assembly. NCBI's taxonomy places the organism in Eukaryota, Dinophyceae, Suessiales, Symbiodiniaceae.